Daldinia childiae is the source of this 2727-nucleotide messenger RNA. Its product is annotated as putative U3 small nucleolar RNA-associated protein 13. Lineage: Eukaryota; Fungi; Ascomycota; Sordariomycetes; Xylariales; Hypoxylaceae. Gene Ontology annotation, cellular component: 90S preribosome; nucleolus; small-subunit processome. The record is from RefSeq and is a predicted model, not a curated record. Bases 1 to 2727 code for a protein of 908 amino acids. Gene Ontology annotation, molecular function: U3 snoRNA binding; protein binding. The transcript has 3 exons. Gene Ontology annotation, biological process: endonucleolytic cleavage to generate mature 5'-end of SSU-rRNA from (SSU-rRNA, 5.8S rRNA, LSU-rRNA); endonucleolytic cleavage in 5'-ETS of tricistronic rRNA transcript (SSU-rRNA, 5.8S rRNA, LSU-rRNA).
AUGGCGAAUAAGGCGCCGUUUAAGACAACUUUCGAGGCCAGCGAAGUAAUUCGGCCCAUUUUUACAGGUGGCGCUGUCGCAUUGGAGAAUGGCGCACGAGUUCUCGCAACAACCCUUGGUGAGGAUGCUGUCUUGACCGACAUCAAGACUGGAAAACAUAUCACAACAGUGGAAGGGGAUGGAGAAUUAAUAUCUACUUUAACUUUGACUCCUUCGGGAUCCCACCUCAUUAUAUGCUCCCGCUCGUUAUCCAUGCGGAUAUAUGCCCUCAAAGCCUCAAGCGACUCGAUAGAACCUCAAUUGGUACGAACGCUCAAACCUCACUCGACUCCCGUCGUUGUUCUCGCUGUCGAUAGGACUAGCACCCUCUUAGCAACUGGAGGAACCGAUGGUUCUAUUAAAGUCUGGGAUAUAAGUGGCGGCUAUGUCACGCAUACAUUUCGAGGCCCGAGCGUUCUUGUGUCUGCCCUUCACUUUUUUGAACUUGCCGCAAGUUCGUCAAGCGCCCCAGAAAACGAUACAAAAGAAAAAGGGAAAAAAGGAAAACCAAAAGGCACAACUGAAGAUGAUAGAAAUGACACGAGUUCCACGGCGAAAUUCCGACUGGCCUCAGGAAGUCAAGAUGGAAAAGUUCGUAUAUGGGACUUACAUAAGAGGAAUGUUGUAGCGAACCUCGACUCGCACGUUUCGGAUGUCCAAGGCCUAGAUUAUUCUCCCUCUCAAAAUGUACUAGUGACUGCCGGUAGGGACAAAACGAUUAGAUGGUGGGAUACAAAGUCUUGGAAAGUUCGAAAGGUCGUUCCAUGUUUCGAACUCGUCGAGGCAGCUGGUUUUAUUGGGGAUGGCCAACUUACCUAUACUGCUGGGUCGAACGGGUGCUUACGCUUUUGGGACACAGAAACAGGCAGGGAACUCACAAAAGAACAAGCGCCGAAAUCUGAGGUUGAAGCUUUUGUAGGAGCUGUCUACAGGCCAGAGUUCCCAUUUGUAGUCUGUGUUCAGGUCGAUCACACUCUAUCUCUGUAUGAUAUUCCCUCCGAUGUCCAUAAGCAGUCCCAACUCCCGCCUCCUGAACCGUUUCGCCGAAUUUCGGGCACCCACGACGAUAUCAUAGACUUACGAUAUCUACUUCCUGACCAUUCUGCAAUGGCUUUAGCAACGAACUCCGAAGACAUCCGGAUAGUUUCGGUAACUGGGUCAAGGCCUGGAUCGAAAGCUAUAGUGUCUUCUGAGUACUUUGGGCAGGAUAUUGCGCUUCUUAAGGGUCAUGAAGACAUCAUCAUAUCGCUUGAUGCUGACUGGUCUGGACACUGGGUCGCUACGGGCGCUAAAGAUAAUACCGCGAAAUUGUGGCGAGUAGAUCCGGCUAAUAAUUCUUAUAUCUGCUGGGCAACAUUCCCAGGACAUGCCGAAUCUGUCGGGGCCGUGGCAUUGCCUCGAAGUCGGCCGGUAGAAGGUUCAAAGGCAUAUGCUGAUCCAUUAAGUCACCCCCCUUCAUUCCUAAUCACGGGAUCGUCGGAUCAAACUAUAAAACGCUGGGAGAUACCUAAAGAGCCCCAACAGGGCGUAAAGACGACCAUUAGAGCUGCUUAUACACGAAAGGCUCACGACAAGGAUAUCAAUGCUAUCGACAUGAAUCAUGCAUCGCGCUUAUUUGCCUCAGCCUCCCAGGACAAAACCGUGAAAAUAUGGUCGAUAGAAGAAGGAGAAGUGCAAGGCAUCCUCCGAGGCCAUCGGCGAGGUGUUUGGUCUGUCAGUUUUGCCCCCCCUAGCACACCCGUGCUCCAGGGCGAGCAAGGAUCAGUUGCUGGGAAAGGUGUAAUACUCACAGGAAGUGGUGAUAAGACUGUAAAACUCUGGAAUCUCACGGAUUAUACAUGUUUGAGAACAUUCGAGGGCCAUUCGAAUACGGUUCUUAAAGUAGUAUGGCUUAACAUCCCUCCAAACGAAGAGCGCGGUAAAAAGCCUAUACUAUGCGCCAGUGCUGGAGGAGAUGGGCUGGUGAAAGUAUGGGACAUCAAUAAUGGUGAGAACGAAUGCACAUUGGAUAACCAUGAGGACCGAGUCUGGGCUCUCGCGGUGCACCCCGAAACGAACAUGAUUGUCUCUGGUAGCGGUGACUCAACUGUAACGUUUUGGAAGGAUACUUCAAGCGAGACGCAGACUGCUUCCAACGAAGCAGCUCUAAAGCGUAUUGAGCAAGAACAGGAACUUGAGAAUUACGAAUAUGUGGGAGCAUACCGCGAGGCAAUCACGAUGGCGCUUCAACUCAACCACCCUCGCAAGCUUCAGAGCCUUUUCGAACGGGUAGUUAAUUCGAAGACAGCGGAUCCCGAGAGUCUUUCAGGCCUGAAGGCAGUCGACGAAGUGCUAGCAUCUCUUUCAGACGACCAGCUAUUCUUGCUUUUGCUAAGGCUAAGAGAUUGGAAUACCAACGCUCGGACAGCACCGAUGGCCCAACGUAUUCUCUGGGCGCUCAUAAAGAGUUACCCAGCGUCACGUUUCUCUAAUUUAUCUGUUAAAGGAGCGCGGGGCCAGAAGAGUGUGAAGGAGGUCCUGAACGCGCUUAAGGUCUAUACCGAGAGGCAUUAUAAGCGUAUGGAAGAGCUGGUUGAGGAGAGCUAUCUGGUGGAAUAUACCCUGCAGGAAAUGGAUAGUCUCGCGCCCAGCUUAAGUAGCAUGAAAUUGGUGGAGAAUGGAGAUAUGGAUGUUGUGAUGACAUCUUGA